Molecule: messenger RNA, 489 nt
Organism: Phycomyces blakesleeanus NRRL 1555(-)
Lineage: Eukaryota; Fungi; Mucoromycota; Mucoromycetes; Mucorales; Phycomycetaceae
Exons: 1
Coding region: 1-489 (162 amino acids)
Source: RefSeq, a predicted model, not a curated record
AUGCCAUCUCUCUUUACCUUGACGCGUUUAUCAUAUUCAAAGCUUGAUCGUCCACACAGCAGUCUAUUGACAUUUGUCUUGGUUCGCAAUACUCUCACUGCAGUCACUCUCAUACCACCUCACCAAUGGCACCUAGAAAUCAAAGACAGCUAUCUACAGAAAUCAAAAUCAGAACCAGAGUCAGAGUCAGAACCAGAGUCAGAACCAGAGGAAUACGAUGACCAUGACCAUGACCAUGAUCACGAAGAGUCUGAAGAGUCAGAGGAAGACGAUAUGCCUCCCUCACCAAAAGACAAUGAUCAAUUCAACCAGAUUCCAUUCUACAAAAGAACUGGUCCUGCUUUCUUUAUCCCAUUCGACGACGAAGAAGAUGAAGACGAAGAUGAAGAAGACUGGCGACUGGAUUCUUCUUGCUGGUCAACCAAUUACUACCCAACCCCAGAAUCAUCCCCUUCAUCUGUCCUGAGCUGGUCCUCCAACUGCAUCUAG